AUGCCGGAAAAUAAGGUUUUCCCAUGGGUUGAGAAGUAUGGAGGUACGUCGGAUCCGGUGAAGCCCCUACGAUCGUUCGUAGAUGCUAUGGCAGUCUAUUCAUCCGACGAGCUGGUCUGGUGCAGGGUCUUCUCUUUAUCCUUAAGGGAUGAAGCUUUGGAUUGGUUUCAUUCAUUGCCACCGCGGAGCAUUGAUGGAUUUGUUACUUUGAGGCAGUUGUUUAGCCAGCAGUAUGCUUCAAACCGUUCGCGAGGCUUGACUUAUACAGCCCUUGUCAGGAUGAAGCAAGGGCGUGAAGAGUCAUUGAAAGGGUUCAUGGAACGCUUCAACCGAACCGCUCGGCAAGUGAGGAACGUAGACCAACGACUGAUAGUAAGUGCGCUCACGACAGCGUUGACACCAGGACCCUUUGUGGAUUAUCUGUACGAGGAGGAACCCCAGUCCAUGGGUGAACUGCAGCAUAAGUUGGCUGGGUUUAUACGAAUAGAGGAGGGGAGGUCGUACCGCAGUGACUAG
This is a messenger RNA of Vigna radiata var. radiata (mung bean), 516 nucleotides long. RefSeq lists its product as uncharacterized. The record is from RefSeq and is a predicted model, not a curated record. The transcript has a single exon. Bases 1 to 516 code for a protein of 171 amino acids. Lineage: Eukaryota; Viridiplantae; Streptophyta; Magnoliopsida; Fabales; Fabaceae.